Messenger RNA from Stylophora pistillata, 510 nucleotides. RefSeq lists its product as uncharacterized. Lineage: Eukaryota; Metazoa; Cnidaria; Anthozoa; Scleractinia; Pocilloporidae. The record is from RefSeq and is a predicted model, not a curated record.
AUGGCUGUGCACAUGAGACUGGGAUGGGUGCUAUCUGGUUCAGUAGAAGACCCAACCCAUGAUAGUGGCCCAUUCGUGAACCUGGUAUCAAGUACACAUGUCCUUAGGUGUGCUUCUGAACCAACUAAUCCCGAGAAAAAUGACCUAACGGUAGAGCUGAAGCGAUUCUGGGACUUGGAGUCUUUGGGGAUAUCAAGCUCUGAACAGUCAGUCUACAGCCAGUUCACCAACACUAUCACCUUUCGGCGUGGUAGGUAUGAGGUACACCUGCCCUGGAAGGACACUCAUCCACUCCUACCUAACAAUUACGAGACAAGCGUCAAACGACUAAAGAAUCUGUUAAGUCGGCUUGAAGAAGAUCCAAACGUGGUGCUUGCUGUUAUCAAGGAGCAGAUUAAGAGUGGGAUUGUUGAAGAGGUCAGUAAGCCAGAAUGUGGAGAAGUUGGAAGAGUACAUUACCUACCACACCACGCUGUUAUUAGGAGGGAUAAAGAAACAACAAAGUUGUGA